AAGACUAGCAAUAGGCUGCAAUACUAACCAUAGAAGGAGGAAGAUAAGAAUACAUUCAUACAACAAGAAGAAAGAAGAAGAAGCUCCACAAAGAAUUUCACAAUCUUCUCCCUUUCUGAAUCAAAUAAAAUCAUGAAUACUACUUUGAUUAAAUCCCAAAUAUUAAAUCAAUUCUUCCCAACACAAAUGAAAUCUAUCCCAAACCCAAAAUCCUCAUCUUUCAAUAACUUUUCUUCAUAUGAUUCCCCUGCAUUUCUAAGACAUGGAAACCCCAAUUCCCUUUCCCUUUCCGCAAAAAACAAAUACUGGGUGAUACAAUCACAGAGCAAGGAACAAGAAGAAGGAAUCAAUGAAGAGUUGAAAAAACGUUUACUGGUGUUCAGUGGAGCUACUUCAAUUGGGAUUUUGCUGAUGAUGAUGGGCCAAGAUAAGGCAUGGGCUUUAGGCCCAGAAGGUCCAUUAAUGGAGGAAUUCUGGGAGAAUGUAAGAAGGUAUGCAUUGUAUGCACUUACUGUAAGUACUGGGGUUCUUUAUGCAGUUUUACAGCCUAUUUUUGAGCUGCUUAAGAACCCAAUCUCUGCAGUUCUGGUUGUCAUUGUCAUAGGUGGCUCCUUUUUCAUCGUUUCUCAAAUUGUUUCUGCUAUGGUUGGCGUCUCCGACUUCUCUUAUCAAUACGCUUAUUAGACAUAGACGAGUCUGUGUAAUAAUUCAAGUUUUACGAUUUAUGAAUAGUAUUUUUAAAGGUCGUUGAGCUUGAGGUUAAGUGAGGUUGUGCACUUGUACUUUAAAGUUGUUCAUUCUCAAUUUAGUUAUUUACCUAGUCGAAGUUAGUGUGUUGAUGUUCAAUUGAAAUGAUAAUUGAUAACUUACCUACAAUAAAUGUAAAUUUGAAGUGAUAAAUACACACUUGAAAGUUGAAACCA
Spinacia oleracea (spinach) is the source of this 923-nucleotide messenger RNA. RefSeq lists its product as uncharacterized. Bases 133 to 684 code for a protein of 183 amino acids. The transcript has a single exon. The record is from RefSeq and is a predicted model, not a curated record. Lineage: Eukaryota; Viridiplantae; Streptophyta; Magnoliopsida; Caryophyllales; Amaranthaceae.